AGAGGGUCUCCACCUCCACUUAUUCCUCACCGGCAAGAAGUUUGGGUGAUCCCGGAAUAACGCCGCUCUCCCCCUCGCAUAUAGCCGCGAAAGACUCGGACACCGGCUCGGCUGAUGAGCAGAACUUCUCAGUAGUUGUUGCCAUUGAUUUUGGCACCACUUCCAGUGGAUACGCCUACAGUUUCUCCAAGGAGCCGGAAUGUAUUCAUAUAAUGAGACGAUGGGAGGGGGGAGAUCCAGGAGUUUCCAAUCAGAAGACUCCAACCACAAUGCUUCUGAUGCCGGACAGAAAGUUCCACAGCUUUGGAUUUGCUGCUCGGGAUUUCUACCAUGACCUAGACCCCAGCGAGUCCAAGCACUGGCUGUACUUUGAGAAAUUUAAGAUGAAGCUGCACAGCAGUACG
Messenger RNA from Pseudophryne corroboree (corroboree frog), 404 nucleotides. RefSeq names its product heat shock 70 kDa protein 12A-like. NCBI's taxonomy places the organism in Eukaryota, Metazoa, Chordata, Amphibia, Anura, Myobatrachidae. The record is from RefSeq and is a predicted model, not a curated record. The annotation marks the transcript as partial. The transcript has 3 exons.